Colletotrichum navitas is the source of this 1932-nucleotide messenger RNA. Its product is annotated as prion-inhibition and propagation-domain-containing protein. NCBI's taxonomy places the organism in Eukaryota, Fungi, Ascomycota, Sordariomycetes, Glomerellales, Glomerellaceae. The transcript has 3 exons. The record is from RefSeq and is a predicted model, not a curated record. The annotation marks the transcript as partial.
GGCCUGGCUGGUCUAUUCAGCUCCUGCUUGGAAGCCGUCCAAAGGUUCGACUCGUAUAAGAACUUCGGCCGUGAUUCGCGCUCCUUGGCGACUCAGUUCGACGCCGACAAGCACCGCUUCGAACAGUGGGGUCGGGCCGUCGGCUUCGAGAACGGGAGGUUGUCAGACUCCCACCACCCCGCCCUCGACGAUGCUCAGAAACUGACGGUGGUCCGCAAGCUGUUGGACAGUAUCCAAGAUUUCUGCAGCGACGCAGCAGAUGCCUUGUACCAACAGUACACGCAACCAGACGACGGGCUCGCGAAAAGCGGUUCGAUCUCUCCACGGCAGAUCCAGCCUCGCUAUGGCGCGCCGAUGGCUUCCAGAUGGCGGAAGGCGGCUUGGGCACUCACCGGGAAAACCAAACAGACGGGUCAUGUCCAGACAUUUGCAACCUUGGUGCAGUAUCUUUAUGAUGUGGUACCUCCCGACGACAGAUCGGAUGCGCUAUCAAAGCGAUCCACGCAAUCACAAGACAGCCUGACUGCCUUUCUCGACGAUAUUCGAGCCUUCAUGGACAAAUUAGAAGAGGAGAUGCGAGCUGAAAUAAAACGGGACCUACGCGUAUGGCUUGGGUGCCCAUCCACGAAUGAUUUGUACGACGACUCUAUCCACAAACGACUAGAUGGAACGUGCGAAUGGAUACUAGAACGAGACGAGAUUCGUGAUUGGCUUUCGUCCAGUGCCUCAGCCAUCGCCAGCAACGUUCUGUGGAUCAACGGCCCGGCAGGGUUCGGUAAAACCGUUUUGUGUGCCAGAAUGGUUGAGAUUCUUUCAACAAAUCUCCAAACCCCCGUCGCACACUUCUUCCUGUCGUCCAAGUAUGAAGGCCGCGACGAUCCAUUUAUGGCUCUCAGGUCGUGGGUUGCUGAUGUGGCCUUUGGCGAUCAGGCUGCCUUGGACGUUGUCUAUAAAAGGCGUUUAGCUCAGCACGAACAGGUCGCCACGCGAGCGACCCUGGUACAACUCUUCCGCGAGGUUGUACAAACUGUUCCUUGUUGCACUUUUGUCUUGGACGGUCUGGACGAAUGCACCUGGCUAGGGGAGAGCCGGGACGGUGCAAAUUCCGUUGCCCACUUUCUCAGUGAGCUCCGGCAGGCGAUUGCUGAUACCACAGCUCGGAUCAUGGUAACUAGCCGUAACGAACCAGAGAUUUGGCAUGGGCUUUCGCAGUUCCCAGGCUUCAACGAGUAUAUCAUAUCACCUGAAGACGUCCAUGCCGACAACAUAGCCUAUUCGAGGAGUAUCGUCGACAAUAAGCUCUCCAAGCAGGACGAGUCGACGAGGCUCAGCAUCUCCCAGAGAAUGGCCCUUCGAUGUAACGGCCAGUUCCAGUGGCUGAAGAUGCAAGAAGAAUUCUUGAGGAGGGGCAGGAGCAGGAAACAGCUCGAAAGAGACAUUGACGCAGCGCCCGCCGGUCUUGACCGCCUCUACGACCGGAACUGGGACAGAAUUCAGAGCUUGCGACACGAGGACAGAACGAGGGCAUUCUCUUUGCUUCGGUGGGCCGCAUUCUCCGUACGGCCUCUGACUGUGUUCGAGAUCACCGGAGCUGUUCUCGUUAACGAAGACUGCGACGAUCUGCCACUUGACGAGUUUCCGGACUCUGUUGACGACGAUUACGUUGACAGUGAGAUCUUGGGUUUGUGCGGAUCUUUGAUCGAAGUACAGGGCAGUCAAUCUCCCGCUGGAUGGAGAAAAGUACACUUGACCCAUUUUUCGGUCAAGGAAUACCUGCUUUUCAAGAUUCCGUCUCGCGGGACGGUCUUGAUUGCCAACGAGAAAUUGCGCGCGGUCAACGAAUCCAUCGAGAGUACUGCCCUCGCCAAGCUUUGUCUCCAAUACAUCAGGUUCCCGCGUGUCUGGGAUAGUUCUCUUGCCGAGGAGAAAGAU